AUGCGGGCAGGACCCAGCUCGCGAUCGCGUUCGGCGGCAUUUCCCCUCCUAUCCCCACUCGCGCUCCUCUCUGCGCUCCUAUUCUCCGCACUCGGCGCUGUCGCGCUCAAAUAUAACGCGACGCUGGACCCGUGGAAUAUCAACAAGAACACUGACCCCAACGCCGCUAUCCAAGACUACACCACCACCCGCGCCAACACCACCUACACCAAAUCCCCGACAAAUUGGCGCUCUCUACCAUGUUACACUCUUUUGCUCGACAAGUGGAUGGACGGCAAGCCCGACAAUAACGACUUUUUCAAGACCCUGCACGAGUAUGACUGGAGAGAAACGCAGAUGCGGGCGGGUGGUGACGCGACGGGAUUGAUGAGCGCCCGGAGUCUGGAUUAUUUGCAGGGAAUAGGGUAUCAGUGUAUCUAUAUCGCCGGAACACACUUCCUCAACAUGCCCUGGCAAUCGGACGGAUACUCUGCCAUCGAUUUCACACUGAUCGACCCGCACUACGGAACGGUCGAGGACUGGCGGAAGAUGAUUGACGAGAUGCACAGGCGAGGCAUGUACAUCAUCAUGGAUUUCACGGUCGGGACUAUGGGAGAUUUCAUCGGUUUCAAGGGCCAUCUCAAUUCGUCCACUCCCUGGCGGCUCGACGAAUACGAGGUUCAGUGGAAGCGUCCUCCUUACGCGCCAUGGGGCUUUGAUUACUACCCGGACUUUGACUUCAACAACGAAUACAACUCGUCCUGCCAGUACCCCACCUUCUGGCUCGAAGACGGUACGAUCUACGACCCGGGAAAGACUGGAUGCUACGCCAGUAACUUUGACCAGUAUGGAGAUAUCGAAGCUUUCGGUGUUUUCCCCGAUUGGCAGCGUCAAUUGGCUAAAUUCGCCUCCGUCCAGGACCGUCUCCGAGAAUGGCAGGUCCGGGUCUCGGACAAGAUCAAGAUGUUCGGGUGCUUGACUAUUCAAGCGCUCGACAUUGACGGUAUUCGUAUCGACAAGGCCACCCAGGUCACGGUCGACUUCAUGGCGGACUGGUCGCACCAUACGCGUGAAUGCGCCAAGAACAACUUCGGCAAGGACAACUUCUUCAUUCCAGGAGAAAUCACCGGUGGAGACACCUUUGGCGCCCUCUACAUCGGUCGAGGCCGUAGUCCUACCCUUCGUCCUUCGGAUUUCAACACCGCCGUCAACCUUACCCAAGCCCAAGGCCAGUAUUUCCUCCGGGAUGCCGGUUACUCGGGUCUUGACGCUUCCGCGUUCCAUUACUCGGUAUAUCGAAAUCUGGCGAGAUUCCUCGGGAUGGACGGAAAUCUGAACGUCGCGUACGAUAUCUCGGUCAACUUUGCCACUGCGUGGUCAGAGAUGGCGGUCAGUAACGAAUUCCUCAACGUCAUGACCGGCGAGUUCGACCCGCGGCACCAAUAUGGAACGACCAACCAGGACGUGUUCCGCUGGCCCGGUCUCGUCAACGGUACACAGCGUCAGCAGCUCGGUCAAUUCGUCUGCAACCUCGUUCUCCCCGGUCAGCCGCUCGCGUGGUACGGAGAGGAGCAGGGCAUGUACGCGCUGGACAACGGCGCUGCCAACUAUAUCUAUGGACGUCAAUCCAUGGUGUCGAACCAGGCUUGGCAGCGUCACGCUUGCUACAAGCUCGGAUCGGAGCAGUACUACAACAUGCCCUACGCCCGCACCUUGACCGGUUGCGACGACCCCUGGAACUCGCUCGACCACUUUGACCCCACCGCGGAACCCCUCCGCAGCACCCGGAACCAGCUCUACCUCCGCUCGCGGUAUCCCUCCCUCCAGGACGGGUUCGGUCUGGUCCAGCUGGGCAACUGGACUCACUUUAUCCAGCUGCCCGGUUCCAAUACCACAAAGACCGAGCUCGGACUGUGGUCAAUCAACCGUCAGCCCCUCAGCUCCCAGCAGGGCAAGAACGGUUUCCGGUCGAACGGAACUAUCGGGCAGUCGGUCUGGAUGCUCUACACCAACGAGAACCACACCAUCACCCACACCUUCGACUGCAAGCAGCCCGACUGGAUCUCUUCUCCCUUCCAGUCCGGCACUCGGGUCAAGAACUUGUUCUACCCGUUCGAGGAGUACACCCUGCAGGACUCGCAGGACUCGUACUUCAAGAACCAGAUCGCGCCCUGGACUGGCUGUCUCGGCCAGGUCACCAUGCAGCCGUUCGAGUACAAGGCGCUCGUCCCCAUCGCGGAAUAUCAGCCGCAGCGGCCGAGUAUGACCAAAUUCACUCCCGGUCAUGACGCUCGUAUCCUCCUCAGCGGUACCACCCUCGACGUCACCAUCGAGUACGACUCGGAGAUGGAAUGCUCCUCGCUCCAGGGCGCCAUGACCUUGUCGUACUCGCUCGGCGGAUCGGACGCCAAGCCCGUCAUCAGCGCCGGCUCGUGCGCGGCCAUCCCUGCCGCCCAGCGACCGAUCCCGACUUUGGUCGCCACCGCCCCCUCUGCGUGGCGGUGGACGGGUCAGAUCACCGGCGUCGUCGAGGGUAUCUACGACCUUCGGAUCGGGAGCGUCAACGCCUACCAGAGCACGCUCAACACCGGGCGCACGGAUCACCUCAUGUUCCGAGUCGGUCAGGCAGGCAAUCCCAUGGUCUUCCCCCUCGGCGCCGACUACAGCUCCACCCUCCUCUCGCACAACGGCGGCGUCUACUCGCUCAACCACUCGGCGCCUGGUGCGGACCAGUUCAGAUACUCGGGGAACUUUGGUCAGGACUGGUCAGACUGGCAGGCGUACUCUCCCCAGACCAAUUUGAACGACUCGACGUUCAAGAACAACUGGUGGAAGGGAAGCCACGUCAUUGUCCAGUACUACUCGGAAAUUGCCCACUCGGGUCAGCACAUCCAGCACGCGGACGCCGAGUACAGCGGCUUCCAGCGGCGGUUCCCUCAGCUCCUCGCUCGCGGUCAAUUCAACAACUGGGGUUAUGACCUCGGAGCGUCAGCUUCAUUCAAGCUCCAGGAGUCGUCCAAAUGGGUCAUGCCACUCUCGUCCUCGUGGCCGUCCUACAUCCAGCUCAACGUCUGGGCGUACGACGACUACUUCUACGGUGACACGGACGGAGAUGGAGUCAUCGACCGUCUCCCGCCCAACGCGCUCUCGCCCAACUUUAUGAACAUGUCGCAACCCCCGGCUCCCUUCCUCGCCUGGAACGUCUUUGUCGAUGACCACACCGGUGCCUGGUCCGUCGAGCCCAUCGGAAACGAGCGGGUCAGCAUCAUCGCCUUUGCCCUCCUCCUCUCCAUCCCCAUCAUCACUGCCUUUAUCGCCGCUGCCAUCUUCCGGUACUCGUUCUACUCGAUCAAGGUCAACAAGUGGGGUCUCAAGCCCAAGGGCAAGGAGACCAGCUACUUCCCGAUCAUUGGCGGAGGCGAGAAGAAGGAGAAGCACAUGGAUGAGAAGGGCGCUAUGGUGCUAGCGGACAAGCCGCACAAGGGAUCGGACAAGAUCAUCGGGUGGCCGGAGGACCCCAACAAGCGGAGGAAGGUGCUUAUCGCUACUCUCGAGUACGAGAUCAUCGACUGGAAGCUCAAGGUCAAGAUCGGUGGUCUCGGUGUCAUGUCGACCCUGAUGGGCAAGGCGAUGACGGAUGUCGACCUGAUCUGGGUUAUUCCCAAGGUCCAGGACCUGGAGUACCCUCAGGGAGACUACGCCGAGCCGAUCGAGGUCAUCAUCUUUGGCGAGCCGUACCUCAUCGAGGUGGAAACCCAUCAGCUCGAUAACAUUACCUACAUCAUCCUCGACUCCCCCGUCUUCCGCGCCCAGACCAAGUCGGACCCGUACCCCCAGCGAAUGGACGAUCUGUCCUCGGCCAUCUUCUACUCUACCUGGAACCAGGCUAUCGCCGAGACGGUCCGCCGAUUCCCGGAUAUCGACAUUUACCACGUCAACGACUACCACGGUGCCCUCGCUCCCCUCUACCUCCUCCCCAAGGUCCUCCCCAUCUGUCUCUCCCUACACAAUGCCGAGUUCCAGGGUCUUUGGCCAUUGCGGACCAAGGACGAGAUGAAGGAGGUUUGCGCAGCAUUCAACAUCCCCAAGGAGGUCUGCAGCAAAUACGUCCAAUUCGGAAACACCUUCAACUUGCUCCACGCCGCCGCCAGCUUCAUCUCGAUCCAUCAAAAAUCGGUCGGUGUCGCCGGUGUCUCGGACAAGUACGGAAAGCGGUCCUGGGCGCGAUACCCCGCACUCUGGACGCUCAAGAACAUCGACUCCCUCCCCAAUCCCGAUCCCACGGAUAUCGCGGCUCUUGAUGAGCAGCCCAUGGCGGUCGAGCGGAUCGAGGUGGAUACCGAGGCGGAGUCUAAGCGGCCUGAGUUCAAGCGACAGGCGCAGGAAUGGGCGGGAAUCAAGCAGGACCCCACUGCGGACCUGUUUGUCUUCGUCGGUCGUUGGUCUAAGCAAAAGGGUGUCGACCUUAUCGCCGACGUCAUGCCCUCUUUGCUUGACAAGAAGCCAAAGAUCCAGCUCAUCUGUGUCGGACCGGUCAUUGACCUGUACGGUCGAUUCGCCGCCGAGAAGCUCUCGCGGCUUAUGGAAAUGUACCCGGACCGGGUCUUCUCCAAGCCGGAAUUCACCAGCUUGCCACCCUACCUUUUCUCGGGCGCCGACUUUGCCCUCAUUCCGUCGCGAGAUGAGCCGUUCGGUUUGGUGGCUGUCGAGUUUGGAAGGAAGGGUGCUUUGGGUGUCGGAGCGAGGUUGGGUGGUUUGGGUCUUAUGCCGGGAUGGUGGUUCCCUGUCGAGUCGUCCGCAACGGUCCACAUGCUGUCGCAGUUGACCAAGACGAUCAAGCUGGCCUUGAAGUCGACAGAGCAUGAGCGUGCCAUUCUUCGUGCACGAUCUGCCGUCCAGCGUUUCCCGGUCGUCGAAUGGCGUCAGCGUCUCGAGGACUUCCAGAAGCGGUCGAUCAACGCGUCUCGAGGCAUUGCUAGCGAGCAUGCCUGGGGUUACGACCUCGUCGGCCAGGGUGCACCUCUCGGCGGACGGACUGGCUUCUACGCUCACGAGAUGGGGUCCACUACCUCGCUCGCCGGUGGAGAAAUGCCGCCUGGAAACCGUCCUAUGUCUGGCGCCCCGCACCUCGACGGUCAAUUCGAUAACAAUCAACUUUCAGCCAACGGUCCCGCUUACCACGACCGGUUCAAGCAGUCUCAGCGGAAUCAGAACCGCCAGUCUGCCGAAUCCUUCUACGACGAGGACCCGAACGCGGAGCCCUUGUACUAUGGCGACAAGCGCCGGUCCAAGAAGUUCUUUGCUGGCGGGCAGGACGACGAUGCCUCUUCGAGGGGAUCCUCGGAUCACGGCGAGUCGACCGCGGCUGCCUCCAUGCGCUCAGGAGCGGGCGCAGGUGGUGCCCCAUACGACUCGUUCUUGGCUGCUGCCAACAAGCAGUUCUCCAAGACGUCUGGGAACCGGAACGCGCCCGACCCGCUCUUUGACAGCCGUCAAAGCGUGGAUGCCAACUUCAUGCCUUCUCGGCCGUUCUCCAUCCACUCGCGCGUGUCGAGCUUCGACUCGAUCAGCAGUAUUGUGGAGGACAAGGGUGCCAGUUCGCCAUUGAACAAGGCUAUGGACUCUUUCACUGACUCUGAUGGUGAAGUUGCCCAAAGCUUCGUUCAGAAGCUGAGGGAUCUGUCGGCGGACAACUCGAAGGGCGAUCUGUGUAUCGAGAAGUUCUUGAUCAAGUCUGAGAAGGCGUUCUUCACCGAGAUCAAGAAGGAGAAGAUAUCAGCCAUGUCAAUACGCUCAAGCCGAGACUCGUUCGCCCAAUCUCGCGCACCAAGUAUGAUUGACGGUUUCCGACCAGAAUCUCCAUACCAACAUUCGGCUUCCGGACACGGUCACGAUGACGGCUACAUCGACAACUACGGCGGCGGCGAGAUGUAUGAUGAUGGACCGAGCAACGAGGCGCGCAUGACCCGACUCCAGGUCUUCAUGCAGCACAGCGUCGCUGGCUGGCCAUUAUACACCAUCAUCAUCGCUCUGGGACAACUUCUUUCAGCUACUUCGUUCCAGCUGAGUCUACUCGGCGGUUCAAAUACCCUGAAAGAGGUCGACCUGUACAUCGUCUGCGCCAUCUUCGUCGUCGCCACCGUAUUCUGGUACACCAUCUUCAGGAUGUUGCCGUCCGUCUGGGUCUUGUCGCUACCAUGGCUUGCCUUCACUGUUGCCUUCCUGCUCAUCGGCUUCCCUUCACUGCACGGUCCCUUCAUCGGUCCUCGGCUCAUCAUCACCCGGGUUGCCACUUGGGCCUACGCCAUCGCUUCGGCUGCUGGUUUCCUCCAGUUCGGUCUCAACUUCGGAGAAGAGGCUGGAGCCGCGACCGAGGUCUGGAUCACUAGGGCUUGUGUCGUCCAGGGUCUGCAGCAGAUCUGGGUCUCCGUGCUCUGGUACUGGGGAUACACGCUCAACGGGACUGACCCUGCCAAGUACGAACCGCCACAGUUGAUCCUCUACAUCGUCUGGCCUUUGGCUGUCAUGUCGCUGGCAUUCUCGUGGUUGCUCUUUGCAGGUCUGCCAGAGUACUACCGACAGAUCCCGCCUUACGUGCCCAACUUUUUCAAGACCCUCGUCCGGCGGAAGUUGGUCGUCUGGUUCCUCAUCUCGGAGGUUCUGCGGUCGUACUGGCUGUCUGGACCUUAUGGGCGGAACUGGCAAUUCUUGUGGUCGGCCGUCGGCGUCCCGUCGUGGGCGGUGGUCAUCAUGAUCACCGUCUUCUUCAUCGGUAUCUGGGGUCUGCUUAUGGGUAUUCUUAUCAAAUACGCCAAGAUUCACUCGUGGUUGCUUCCCGUCUUUGCAGUCGGUCUCGGUGCACCUCGAUGGUGCCAGAUGUGGUGGGGUACCUCAGGCCUGGGGCUGUACGUUCCCUGGGCUGGUGUUGCCGGACCAUACGUCUCGACCUGUCUCUGGCUUUGGCUCGGUGUGCUCGACGCACUCCAGGGUGUCGGUCUGGGAAUGAUUCUCCUCCAGACCCUCUCGCGUCUCCAUGUCUGCGCUACCCUCGCGGGCGCGCAGCUCUUGGGUUCCAUCGUCGUCAUGGUUGCUAGGGCCACAUCGCCAUCAAAGGUCGGACCUGGAAACGUCUUCCCCAAUCCGGCAAUCUGGAACCCGUCGACCGGCGAGAACAACCCCUUCGUCCACUGGGAGUUCUGGCUCGCAUUGAUAUGUCAAAUCGUCAUUGUCAUUGGCUACUUUGUCUUCUUCCGAAAGGAACAACUGGUAUGUUUCGCCGCUCUGCUGCCCUGUUCGAAGCUCGAGCUGACUCCUUGCAGAGCAAGCCAUAGUUGCCGAAUGAGGUCGAGGAGGUGGAAGUGGAAGAGAAGAAGGAGAGGGGAGAGAAGGGGGAUCGGGGGAUGA
This is a messenger RNA of Dioszegia hungarica, 7383 nucleotides long. Its product is annotated as putative alpha-1,3-glucan synthase. Gene Ontology annotation, biological process: fungal-type cell wall (1->3)-alpha-glucan biosynthetic process. Bases 1 to 7383 code for a protein of 2460 amino acids. Gene Ontology annotation, cellular component: fungal-type cell wall. Gene Ontology annotation, molecular function: alpha-1,3-glucan synthase activity. The transcript has 17 exons. NCBI's taxonomy places the organism in Eukaryota, Fungi, Basidiomycota, Tremellomycetes, Tremellales, Bulleribasidiaceae. The record is from RefSeq and is a predicted model, not a curated record.